This is a messenger RNA of Durusdinium trenchii, 840 nucleotides long. NCBI's taxonomy places the organism in Eukaryota, Dinophyceae, Suessiales, Symbiodiniaceae. The record is from the annotation of a GenBank genome assembly.
CUUCGACGCGCAGAUUUUCGCGCCCAAACCCGCCAAAGAUCCGCGAGACAGUCUGCAGACGAGAGGUCGAUGUCGAACCGUCACCGCGGAGUCGCGUGUGGUGCUGCCCUCACAGGAGCCUUCCUUGCGGCUCCCAGUUUUCUAGCGCCCAAUGGCCAGACGCCCAGCGUUCCUCGCGUGCAGGGCAUCGUGUCUUACCAAGCUCAGGGAAGAAGUCCAGGAUCCGCUAUUCCGGGCCUGGCGGUGGCGGGUGUGGCCACCAGUGCAUUGGCAGCUCUCAAGGUUGGCAAGACCACUUCGAAGACCAGCCGCCACUUCUUUGGCGGCACUAGCCCUGCGACCUUCGAUCCCGCCACACAGCUGGGUGUGCAGGUGGGACCGGUCACGACCAACCGAUGUGGCGGGACCAGAGGAGGCCACGAAUUCAUCAAGGAGGUUCCUAUUUGCCCCGCACGGAAGGCGAACAAGGGGGAGCCUUUGGGACCUUCUUAGGCCGGCCUUGGGUGCGAGGCCUUCCUUUGAUCUACUCAGACGCUCAUGGGCUCAUAUGGAGGGGUCGGACCCUCAUAUGGAGGGGUCUGGGGUCUCAAAUCCCUAGGUUUUGAGGGACCAAGGGCUGUUUGGAGCGUCUGGGUAGGUCCACAUCUUCUUCACAGUAUUCUUCCCAGUCUGACGAGCAUCUUCCCUGAAUCCACGCAUGCGUCCCACUGGCGCAAAACAAAACGCAUCACUUCGACCUUUCAACGGAUCAAACCAAUUCAAUUGGCUGUCAGGAACCCAUCGGUUUCUGGGAUCCCUUGGGCCUACUAUGAUCCACUUCGUCGCACACACACCGGAGGC